UCAGCAUAUGAGAUGAGAUAAAAACAAAGAGAUCAAGUGUGUUUGGAUGCAGUCACAUUGGCAGCACGUGACCUUAAUUUCACUGUCUAUGCACGUGAAAAGGGGGCAGCCAUGCAGAGUGAUCAGUUAGCACUGAACUGAGCCUGUGUAAUUUUGCACUGUGUUUGUGUGUAUACUUGUAGAUGGCGAGUGGACAGCUGUCGAGGGCGGAGGCGUUGGCGUGCUCAGGCUGCAGGCAUGCAUGUCAUGUGAUGCUCUACUGUGACACGAAAAGUCAGCUGUUUGGGAGACUUCCUAUCCGACAUAUCAUACUGGUAGCUCUGUCUCUGUGUAUGGAUGCAUCAGUGGGAGCGUAUAACAUCCUCUGUCACUUCCUACAGAUGCAAAUGCGCUUUGACGGUCUGCUGGGUUUCCCUGGAGGGUUCGUCAAACCAUUGGAGGAGACCCUGGAGGCGGGGCUUAGCAGGGAGUUGUUGGAGGAGCUGGGUGUAGCUCUUCCUAUAUCGGUGGAAGAUCAUGCGGACUCUUGCUAUGCCCCUGCUUCCUCACACUCCUCCUCCUCCCCGUCCUCUCGUCUUAUCACUCACUUCUACGUGAAGAAGAUGGAGGAGGAGCAGAUUAGGGAGGUGGAGAGAGCGGCUGCAUCCACUGCAACAGAUCAUGGACAGGAGGUUCUAGGAAUGGUCAGAGUCCCUCUGUACACUACGAAAGGUGGGGGAGGCCUCGCGGCUUUCCUGUCGCACUCGUUCAUCGGUAAUGCUCGCUUGCAGCUGGCCGACUCUCUGCUGCGUCUCAACCUGGUUGCCCCUGAGGAGUUGCAUAAAGCCCUCACACACUCUCUGAAGAUACACACACACACCGCAGAGGACCUGCAAGUGGCCUUUGCGCUAACGGAGGAAAAGAGGAAACGGUUUUGAAACACAUCUGCACCAGCACAUCCUCUCCAGCACAUACACAGAUACAGUUUGCCUAUCGGCAACGUUCAACACAAUCCUUCACUCACACACUUAAUCCUAAACACACACACACACACACACACACACAGAUUCUGAGCUGGUGACUCAUAAUUGCCUCAUGCAUCAAACUGUUUAGGAGAAAAUAUUAUCAACUGCUUCAUUAUUAAUACGAAUAAAAUCAUUUAACUGUCUA
Molecule: messenger RNA, 1149 nt
Organism: Perca flavescens (yellow perch)
Lineage: Eukaryota; Metazoa; Chordata; Actinopteri; Perciformes; Percidae
Product: U8 snoRNA-decapping enzyme
Exons: 4
Coding region: 183-917 (244 amino acids)
Biological process (GO): sno(s)RNA catabolic process; mRNA catabolic process
Cellular component (GO): nucleus
Molecular function (GO): snoRNA binding; phosphodiesterase decapping endonuclease activity
Source: RefSeq, a predicted model, not a curated record